AUGUCGACUCCAACAUUACCAGCAUGGCCGCCAUCCUUGCCCGACGAGGCACGAGAGUAUCUCUCAACCCAAGCUACCGACUACGCCCUCGCUCACGGUAUCGUCUACCGUCCCGUUCCCGUCGCACCCUCCACCCAGCCAGCAAGCGACAGCGCCAUUCACGCCCCCUUCUCGCUCUUUCCCUCCCCAUUCCCACGCGCACUCUUUCAAAAGGCACAAAACAUCCAACCAGCCUACGAUUUGCUCUACGCUCAGGUCUCGUCGGACCAUACCUUCCUCCAACGCGUCAUCGGCGAAUCAGUCGUCCAGGUCGACGAAUUCCAGAAACAGCUUUGGGACAUCUACGUUUCUGUCAAGGACGAUCUCGUCCAGCCGCUGAGCCUGGGUCUGUUCAGGAGCGAUUAUCUGCUUCAUGAUGCACAGAGCGAAUCCUCUGCUGCUGCGGAAAUGGGCAGGUCGGGUCAGCUCGAACUCAAACAGGUCGAGUUCAACACGAUCAGCGCUUCGUUUGGCGCUCUGUGUACGAAGGUGAACGGCCUUCAUCGACAUGUCUCACAGACUACGGACUAUCUUGACGUGCACAGCGGCCUGUCGAACCUCGAUAAUUUGCCGGUGAACCAGGGCCAGGAUGUGCUAACCGGCGGACUGGCAGCCGCACACGCCGCGUACAUCUCUCAACGACGCAAAAGGGGCGAGACCGAUAAGAACACAUACGUGCUUUUCGUGGUGCAGGAAGGCGAACGGAACGCGUUCGACCAGCGUCCGCUCGAACAUGCGCUGCAAGACAGGGGAAUCCGAGUCGUUCGGCAGUGCUUCAACGAGAUUGCUGCGAGGAUGUCUAGCGACGAGAAGCGCGCGCUGUUCUUGCAGCAUCCCGUUCUGGGUCGCAUUGAGAUCAGCGUUGUUUACUUCCGUGCUGGCUACGGACCAUCCGAUUAUACGGGUCAGACGGAAUGGGAGACGAGGAAAAAGCUCGAACUGAGUGCGGCAAUCAAAUGCCCCUCGAUCGCUGUUCAGCUUGCAGGAGCCAAAAAGGUUCAGCAGGUUCUCGCAGAGCCAGGCCAGCUCGAACCCCUACUCGGCUCCCUCGGCUCCCAAGCGGCAAUCACCCCUGCGACGGCACAGCAGCUCAGAGAAACCUUCACGGACCUCUACCCGCUCGACGACUCUCCCCUCGGCCAAAAGGGAUACCAACUCGCCCUCACUCAGCCGCAGAACUACGUGCUCAAACCGCAGCGUGAAGGCGGCGGAAACAAUGUCUAUCGCGACGACAUCCCGCGCUUCCUCGCCGAGCUCGAGUCGUCCUCCUCUACACACACGGGAGCCAUCGCCAAGCGCCAGGCGUACAUCCUGAUGAGCCUCAUCAAGCCCCCCGCUGGACUGGGCAACUUUUUGGUCAAAGCCGCCACCACCCCGGGGACCAAAGCGGGAGCAUUGCUCGCCAAAGACACCGUUUCCGAGCUGGGCGUGUACGGCGCUGUACUCUUUGAAAAUGGCCAGCAGAGCGUGCAAGUGCACCACCACCAGUCGGGCGGAUACCUGCUGAGGACCAAAGGCAGGGAGAGCGACGAGGGCGGUGUAGCCGUCGGAUUCUCAGUCAUUGAUUCACCUUUGCUCGUCUAG
This is a messenger RNA of Sporisorium graminicola, 1623 nucleotides long. RefSeq lists its product as uncharacterized. Gene Ontology annotation, biological process: glutathione biosynthetic process. Gene Ontology annotation, molecular function: glutathione binding; ATP binding; glutathione synthase activity. The record is from RefSeq and is a predicted model, not a curated record. Bases 1 to 1623 code for a protein of 540 amino acids. Gene Ontology annotation, cellular component: cytosol. The transcript has a single exon. NCBI's taxonomy places the organism in Eukaryota, Fungi, Basidiomycota, Ustilaginomycetes, Ustilaginales, Ustilaginaceae.